Oreochromis niloticus (Nile tilapia) is the source of this 2727-nucleotide messenger RNA. Its product is annotated as formyl peptide receptor 2. Bases 791 to 1801 code for a protein of 336 amino acids. The transcript is spliced from 3 exons. Gene Ontology annotation, molecular function: G protein-coupled receptor activity; complement receptor activity. The record is from RefSeq and is a predicted model, not a curated record. Gene Ontology annotation, biological process: positive regulation of cytosolic calcium ion concentration; inflammatory response; complement receptor mediated signaling pathway. Lineage: Eukaryota; Metazoa; Chordata; Actinopteri; Cichliformes; Cichlidae. Gene Ontology annotation, cellular component: plasma membrane.
GAAGGAUACUACAACAACUCAGAUUUCCGACGCAUGUGGCAGGGCCUCCAACACAUCACUGAUUUCCAGUAGAGGAGCAGCAGGGUCACGGUCAGCUGCAACACGCUACCAGAUGAGCUAAAUGAGUUCACUGAGUUCACUAACGACACAACCAUCGUCAGGCCGAUUACUAGUGGAGAGGAGACUGCCUACAGGGAGGAGGUGGCUCAGCUGGUGUCCUAGUGUCUGGAAAAUAACCUCUCCUUAAAUGCUGAAAGGACUAAGGAGAUGAAUACUGACCCAAGAAUGAGGAGAGACAAGCAAGCCCCACGAUGAAUCAACGGGACUCAGGUGGAGAGGGUGAAGACCACAAGUGAGGAUCUCACCUGGACCCAUAACACACAGCAGAUGAUUAAGAAGGCUCAACAAUGACUCUUCUUCCUAAGGAAGCUCAGAAAAUUUGGAUUAACCUCCAAAAUUCUUAGCAACUUUUACAGAUUCACAGUGGAGAGUAUCCUGACAAACUCCAUCACAGUCCGGUACAGGAACAGCACCACUCAGGACAGGAGGGCUCUCCAGUGUGUCAUCAAAAUGGCACAACUCAUCUGUGGAGUACCCCUCCCACCACUACAGGACAUUUACAGCACUCCGGUCAGAAAAAGAGCACACAAUAUCAUCAAGGAUGACACCCACCCACAGCGUCUGACACUCCUACCAUGUGUCAGACGCUACAGGAGUGUGAAAGCAAGGACAACCAGACUAAAAACAGCUUCUAUCCACAGGCCAUCAGGCUAUUGUCAAACUGCAAAAAAUGUCUCCCAGUCCCUCUCUGCUCACCCAGGCACUUAAGCCUUCUGAGGAGGUUCAGGUGACUGCGGUGGAUGUUGAUGCCACGAUGGAAAAAUUCAGCAUCAUCCUCUACACACUGACCAUUGUACUCGGCAUCACAGGGAACUCUGUGGUGAUCUUUGUGGCUGGAUUCAAAUUUAAGCUGACAGUCACAAAUGUGUGGCUGGUGAAUUUGGCGAUAGCAGACCUGAUCUUCUGCUUCACACAGGUUUUCUUCCUCACUCGGAUGCUCUUCUUCGACCACUGGCCUUUUGGCCUCUUCCUCUGCAAGUUCUAUGGCUUCUUCAAAUAUGCCAACAUGUUCUGCUCUGUCUUCCUGCUGGCUGUGAUCAGUCUGGAUCGAGUGCUCUGCAUCUGGCAGCCCGUCCUCACAAAGCGUCGACGGACCCUGUGGGUAGCGAGGAUGGUGGCAGUCUGCGUCUGGAUCGCAGCGAUCCUUCUCAGCAUUCCCUACUUCAUUCAUUGCCAAAUGUACGUGGACAACAACAACCUGAGUCAGUGUUCUGUGGACCCAAAAGAGAAGGCCGAGGAGUACAACAGCACUAAAGUUUCUCUCUACUCCAUACGCUUCCUUUGCGUCUUCAUAUUUCCCUUUGUGGUCAUUCUGGUCUGUUACAUCCUGGCUGGGGUGGGAAUCCGACGCACCCGCCUGUCAGGGAAGUCCCGCCCCCUGCGUAUACUAGCAUGUUUGGUCAUUGCCUUUUUCCUGUGCUGGGCACCUUACCACUGCCUCCUACUGGUGAAGAUGGUGGACAAUAAUAAUGCAGUGGUGAAAAUCUGGUACCCUGUAGCAAAAGGAAUUGUCUACUUUCACAGCUGUGUGAACCCGCUGUUGUACUUUUGUAUGGGUCUAAAAGUGAGUGAGGGGUUUAGACAGAGUGUGACAAGAGUUUAUGGAAGAGCUUUGGCAGAUGAAAUGGAGGGCCAGACUACUCAGUCCACUGAUCGCUCUUUGGAUUUAAGCUGCAAGUAAGCCAGUGGUCCUCAGAAAAUACAUUUCAGUAUUUGAUAGUAUUUAUUCAAGCUCAACAAAACAGGCAUGUGAGCUUCCACUUAACUUUCCUUAGUUGUGCUUUUUGUUAGUCAAGGGUGAAAUUAAUACAUUCUGACAUCCCUACAGCAAAUUAAAAUGUAUUUUGUCAUGCUAUAUUACAAAUAGUACAUAGUAUAUAUAGUAUUCACUACUCAAAAAUUAAACUUUAAUUAUAGCAUAGCAUCAGCUCAGUUUGGGGAUAUUGAUCCAUCCAGUUAAGUAGCAGAGGUGGUUGUUAAUCAGCUUCAGCUGCUUUGGUGGUAAUAAAAUUAACAGCAGGUGCACUACAGGGGCAUCAAUUAGACAACUUCCAAAACAGGAAUGAUUUUACAGGAGGGGGCCACUGACAUUUUUCGCUUCUUAAUCUUUUUCUGACAGUUUUUUACUAGUUUUGUACUCGGCUAGGGUAUUUGUCACUAACUGUAGCACAAGGUGAUACCAGAAUUGGUGGGUCCACCACUGGCUCCCUGUGCUUUUCACAGAAGACAGCAGGUUCACACUGAGCACAUAUGACAGACAUGAAAGGUUGGAGAAGCUGUGGAGAACAUUCUGCUACCUGCAACAUCACUCAGUAUGACUGGUUUGGUGGUGGGUCAGUGAUGGUUUGGGGAGAAAUAUCCAUGGAGGGAUGCACAGAACUCGACAGGCUACGCAGCAACACCCUGACUGUCAUUGGGUAUCCAUGGGCCCUUUGUCAGACCCUACACUGAUGCAGUGGGUCCUGGAUUCCUCUCAGUGAACAAUGCCCGGUCUCAUGAAGCAAGAGCAUGCAGGGAGUUCCCAGAGAAUGAAGGAAUUGAUACCAUUGAGAUGUUUUGAAAGUGUUCCUUUAAAUAUUUUGAGAGCGUAUAUGUCAUGAUAGUCUA